Amoebophrya sp. A25 is the source of this 4896-nucleotide messenger RNA. NCBI's taxonomy places the organism in Eukaryota, Dinophyceae, Syndiniales, Amoebophryaceae. The record is from the annotation of a GenBank genome assembly.
UGUCAUCGCACGACCAGGCCAGUGGGAACUCACGUCGGGUGCAAUGGAUCUUUCUACUCGGGUGGAGCUGGCGAAUACUUAGUUUGAAAUUCGACGUAGUCAAUGUCAAUGUUGAUCUCUUGCAUUCCUUCUUCUAUGUCUACUAGAAGCUUGAUAGUUCAUUUUCGUGACCACGAGGUUGCACCACUUCGCUGCAUGUUUUGCUAUAGAAGCCAGCUAGUUAGUUCCUGAUAAAUAACUUACUACAACGCACUUGUUCUAACUUGUUAGUACUGAGCCGUACUUUAUAUAUAAGCUAGAAGUACUGGCGCGAAGGCGUAAAGUAAGCUGUUGUAAAGUAAGCUAAAGCUGUAUUAGUAUCAGGAUUAUCUGUAGUCCUCCUAGUAGCGUAAAAAUGACAGUAGCUGCAGCAUCUUCGUCUCUUGCUGCUUUGCAAGAGCGCAACAGGCGGCUGCUCUCGAAUCUGCAGAACAGGCCUGAAGUCUCACAAGGAGCACCCCAAGUAGGGGGGCAACAGAGUAGUAGCUGUCGCUCGUUGCGACAGCUGGCACUUGAUGGACAGCAGCGGAUGACAUCUGCCGCGUUCCCUAACUCAGAAUCAGCGAUUGCAGGCGGCCUAGCUGGCGCUUCGGGAAUCAAAUCGAAGGUUCGCUAUUUUUAACAGUUUGGUAUCCCGAGUGAAAUAGUUUCUUGAAUUCUAAGUCCAAUGAGACUGUUAGAACAUGUGUGUGACUGGUUGUUGUACUUUGGUAGUAGGUUUGAUUAGUUAGUAUAUAUCGGUUGAGCAAUUUGGGAAGACUGCUUUUCCAAAGUUUGAGCUAAUUAAAUGAGAUCUACUAAUGAUCUUCUAGUAGAAGUCGGUGCACCUGUUGAAUUUCAUUUUUCGAUACUUGCUUAUAGGUUUCCAGACUCCUGGGUGAUGCUCGCAAUGAGUACCAGGACCGAGAAGUGUCCGCUUUGCAGCUUGGCGUGGUCCGAGAUGGCGAGAGUGGAGGCGUUGGCGUUGAUGGAGAUCCAACUACAACCCAAGCAGGAGGCGACCAGCAGGCAAUAAAAGCUUCGGCGUCCUCCUCGUUCUUCGUGAACAACCUUCAUACUACGCUCCUAGUGUCUGUGCAGGAGGCACAACGAGCGGCAGCACAGAAGAGCCACUGGCGCAACGUCGCGAAGCUGAACAACGAGUGGCAAUCCAUGAAGCGACUAAUCCUGGACCAAGUGCGGUGCGGGAACGACGUGACCAAUCUACAGUGUGGAACAAUUUUGCGAGGACCGACGUUUGCGCCACACUCGUCAACAUCUUCAUCAAGUGCAGGAGCAGCUCUGACCUCUCCCGCGCUCUUAGGCGGCGACCAAGUGCAAGGGGCUUUGGGGGUGCAGAGUAGAACAGCGGGAACGCACGAGCGGGAGGCAGCAACGGCGCUCGUGACACCCGCGCCGGCGGAUAAGAUGGCAUUAGACGUGUCCCGCAGUUCCUUGGCGCACUACCUGACAGUGGCCCCAGAACUGCAUUCAGACCUCAAAUUCAUAUGGGAGCUGGUCCUCUCUCUCGUGGGAGACCACAUUGACGUCUAUCAGACAAGUACUUUUACUGAUACAGUUAGCUAAGUUACAGAGUUCUUAGACAUAGACUUUGGAAUUGGAUACAAGCUUAUCAUCUUGAGUAAGUACCUUGGAAAAAAAUCGUCGACUUCAAGAUCUCCUACUCUGAAGACAACAUCUGCAUUCAAAUCUGAAUUCAUAGAUACUUCUGUUCUGAUCGACCGGUCGUUGGAUUUUCUCCGCUCCUGGGCCAUUUCGCAGAUGCGCGAACGCGUGAGAGAGAUGCCUUUGAGCGGCGAGCAGGACCUCUCCAGUUUGCUGAUCAACUUUGGCGUUCUCUCCUGGGACGACGGCGCUUUUCCAUCGACGUGGGCCCACUGCUGGUUCCUGACGUUUUACGCUACACGCACUCACAGUGUCACUUUGCUUCACCAUCUGCAGCAAGACCCGCGCAUCCGACAAUGCCUCGCCGCAACCCCGGAGGCGCAGUCGUAUUUCACGUUGGUUGUGCCUAGUCUAGUCUCGCUUUUGGAGGGACAUGCGCCAGCCGACGUAUUUCAGCAAAACGUGGCGGGACUGGAGAAUCACCUCUACGCUCCCAGGUAUAAUUGUGGAUUCUUACACCAGACCUGAAUACUUAGCUUUGGGCUUUACUUUUAUAGCUUUGGCAGUGGUUGUUCAUUUGAUGUUUGUAAUUGAUAGUUAGAGAUUUAUAAUAGAAGAUACAAGCACGCAGCACCUACUAGAGUGCCCUGCGCUCCAGGCUCUAGUAGAGGCCCACGGAGUUCCGGCGAAUGUUGGGGUGGCUGCGUCGAACCCGAAGCGGCUAAUCCCAUACCUUCGCGACUUAGCGACCAGCUUCGGCGGUGCGUUCUUGCGAGCGCAGCCGCCACACCUCCAGUGAAGACAAGGGGAAACGAGUAGCGGCCGCUGUGGUAAACCCAUCGCUGCCCGCUACGAUAGGACGGGGGCCGAGAUAGGUGGUGGCGAACAAAGAACGAGCAGGGAGGAGACAAGAAAGGAAGCACGCGAAGACAAAAAAGAACGAAGACAAAACGAGAACGCGAAGAACAGUGCACGCAGGCCGCAAGAACGUCAACCAAACCCGGACGCGCCUCGCCGCCAGGUGCUACCUACGCGCAGUCGCCGCCGCCCGCAGCACGCCGCGCCUGGCAUGCCACAAAAGCCGCAGCUGGCGGGGACUGUGGCGACCUGACAUGAAACCAUAGUCGAUCGCAAUGACGACCAUAGCACUACAUACACAGAGCACAAAGAAAUCCGGCGGGAUCGUACGCGUCGCCCGGAGCGCAUCAAAACAAACAAACAAGUAGCUGAAUUUAGAAAAUGACGAGUAUAAUAAAAUUUCACGAUUAUACGCUGACGCAGCAGGAGUCCCAUCAAAGAAAUGUUUAUUAUCAAUUCAGCAUGAUCGGCGUACAUGGAUCGAUUUUCCGAGAGAUAUGCCUUCUGUUGGUCCUAGGCGAGCGCUUCCCCAGUGACGACGGCAUGGAACACUAUAGGGGUGAUUGCUUCGCAGACCUUAUGCGCAACGCUGAAAAUAUGAUUUGGUACAGCCUACUCCAGGUGCGUAGCCGCACACUGCCGCUCGAGGAGUUUCAGGCCAGUAUUAACGAUCUCCUUGACGUCGUCUCGCUCUCUUCAAACGGCGUGCAGGCAGGAUUGAUGCAGGGGAAUGGAGGCAUGCAGAUGAUGGGAGGUAAUAAUUUGCAGAUGAAUGGAAAUGGCUCGCAGAUGGGUGUGAAUAACAUGCAGCCAGGUUCACAAAUGCCGUUGUUUCAGCAAGGAGCCGUCGGAGCAGGCAAUCCAGUGACGAGUCUCGACGACGUGAAAUACCUGUUUUUGUCGUUGCAGUACGCACGCGCACUGCGGACCCUGCGGAACAAAAACGUAGCGCUUUUGUCCCCUGCGUGCGUCCAUCUAGCGGUGACCCUAGCGAAGACGCGGGUUCUAGAGCAGGAUGAGAGCGCAAAAUUCGACUUUGUGCAGACUGUGAUCGACUACACAACUGCCUCGCUCGAUGUGACCGAGCAGCUGCGGUAUUUGCGGGUCCUCGGCGCCGCGGACCGCAAGUUGGCGUACGUGCGAUUACUGCGCUCCUUCCGCAACUUGGACGACCUAGCAGGGACUAUCCUCCCCAACGGCGCACGAUGCAAGGGACUUCUGGAAUUGUCCUGUGAAGAAGCCAGCGGCGAAGAUUCGGGCACCGAGUUCAAAACCAUCAUCCACGCUCUGGGCCGCGACGCGCUGCGACGAGGCCGUUACAGCGAAGCCAUGCGCUUGCUCCACUUGGCAGAUCGGGCAGACGAAGUUUUGCUCGUUAUGCAGCGCGUUUUGCGAUUACCGGACACGGUCCUGACAAGCUGUGCAGCUGCGAGUGGCAUGGCGGCGCCAGCAGGCCUCGCUUUGGCGCAAGGAAGCAACACGUGGGUUGGCGCAACGCUGCUGGAAGAAGUUGGACGAUUCUUAGCGAUCUAUGCGGAUUUUGGUGCAAACUUUGGCGUGUCAGACACAGACCACAAUUGGCUCUUCGUCUGCAGGCUGUGGAAAUUGAGACUCUUCUUUGAAGGGUGUCGGGAUGCUGCCAGGUACUUACUUCGAAAUAAGUACUUAGACAUAUAUCGACAGAAAAUUUUCCCCUGUUGCUGUUGCAGCGAACGAUAUGAACUUUCCCAUUUAUUUCCAUCCAUUUUUACAAAUGAGUAAAUACGUAUCUUGCUGCUCACUUUACUACUAUAUUCUUCUUUCCUACAACUACCUUUCCCAAUAAUAAUCAAAUGUGGUUUAAAAGGUACGACGAAGCACUGGACUUGUUCGAUAAGGAGAAUUUUCUGAGCGACGAACCUGAAGCCGCUAACGUCGGCGGCGCACGACUCUUUCCGAUCGAUUACACGCGGAUAGUGGAGAGCUACCUGUCGCUUCUAACCAAGAGAUUUGGCGGUUCAAAUACUGAUGCUGGCUACAACAUCAAUGUUCUGCGGCCACGCAUAUCGGCAUUGCAGUCAUGGCUCAGCAAACACAGCUAUAUCGUGACCACUAGUGCAUCGAGGAACAUGCUCACCCAGCUAGGCCUCAAAUAAAAAAUUCGUCCGACUUUCUAUUCCAACUUGGUGAUUAAUAGCUGGAGCUGUCUUGUUGUUCAACUUUUUUCGGGGACUGCGACUGGAGCUGUCUCGUUGUUCACCACGAUGGAGAAGUCGGAAAUCAUAUAUUACAACAACUUUUACUCUAUAUUCAAAUUUUUAUCACGCGCAACUACAAGAACCCACCUUAUAAGUAAUUGUUUCACAUUCACUCCUGAUGUAUUCUGAACCUUAUGGAUGUUGGGCUCGUUUGAAG